This is a messenger RNA of Medicago truncatula (barrel medic), 1785 nucleotides long. Its product is annotated as transcription factor bHLH91. Gene Ontology annotation, biological process: anther wall tapetum development; regulation of DNA-templated transcription. NCBI's taxonomy places the organism in Eukaryota, Viridiplantae, Streptophyta, Magnoliopsida, Fabales, Fabaceae. The transcript has 4 exons. The coding region runs from base 160 to 1620 and encodes 486 amino acids. The record is from RefSeq and is a predicted model, not a curated record. Gene Ontology annotation, molecular function: protein dimerization activity.
UAACACAUUAUAAGCUAUUAUUCUUACAUUUAGUUUCAUAGAUAUAUUUUCCUUUAUAAGUACCAUAAUCCUUCCUACUUCCUUCUACCUUGUCUCACCACAAACUAUUUUGAGUUUUUUGGAUUCUCACUCAAACAAGAGAGAAAAGGACAAAUAGCAAUGAGUUCAGGUUCAGGAGACAAGCAAAACAUGCAUGAACAAAAUGGUUGCUUUGAUCCCAACACAAAAGAUGAAGGUGUUGAAAACUCUCCCAAUGAUAACAACACAAACAACAACAAUAGCCUUGAAGAGAAUUUCAAGCCUUCUGUAGAGGAACUACCUUACCACAAUCAUCAAAAUUCACAACACCUUGAUGAUGUUUCCACUUAUACAAAUGGAUUCACUCCCUCAUCAGUAGACAUUGAACAACUACAAAAUCUUGGUUUGAACAUAGGGAAUACCUACAACAACAUGGAUAACCAUUUGGUACAAGAAGUGUAUCAGAACUCGACUUGGGACCCUAGUGUUCAGGAUAUGGAUUAUGUCAAUCACCAAGAACACCGCCAACUAUCUGAACAACAAUAUCAACAAUUUAUCGAGGCGCAAAACCAUAACCAAAGCUACAAUCCCUCGACCAUUCUAGACCCUCAUUACCCUUCACCGGAUGUCCUUAACCUUCUCAACUUACCUAGAUGCUCUUCAUCUUUGCUCACAAAUUCAUCCACCAUUUGCAUGACAAACCCAACUCAAAAUCCACCCAAUUUUCAUAAUUCAAUGACUUUUCUUGGAGACCUUCCAAUAGGAUCAUCAGACAACACAAGCGGAUCAUCGGUUUUGUAUGAUCCUCUAUAUCCUUUGAAUCUUCCUCCACAGCCUCCAGCUCUCAGGGAAUUGUUUCAAUCUCUGCCUCGAGGCUAUAGCAUGCCAACCAACUCGAGAAAUGGUUCUCUUUUCGGUGGAGGUGAUGAGAUGGAGGGAGAUGGGGAUAUGGGAGUGCUGGAAUUCAAUAGGGUCACUGCUUCUGUUGGCAAAGGAAGAGGAGGAAAAGCUACCAAACAUUUUGCGACUGAGAAACAAAGAAGGGAGCAAUUGAAUGGAAAGUACAAAAUCUUGAGGGAUCUCAUUCCAAGUCCCACCAAGACUGAUAGAGCAUCAGUGGUUGGAGAUGCUAUUGAGUAUAUAAGAGAGCUGAUUAGAACAGUGAAUGAACUGAAAUUAUUGGUGGAGAAGAAAAGACAUGGGAGGGAGAUGUGUAAGAGACUUAAAACUGAAGAUGAUGCUGCAGAAAGCUGUAACAUAAAGCCUUUUGGUGAUCCAGAUGGAAGUAUAAGAACCUCAUGGCUGCAGAGGAAAUCCAAAGACAGUGAGGUUGAUGUCCGGAUUAUCGAUGAUGAUGUUACAAUCAAACUGUUUCAGAGGAAGAAAGUUAAUUGCUUGCUGUUUGUGUCCAAGGUUUUGGAUGAACUUCAGUUGGAACUUCACCAUGUUGCAGGUGGACAUGUUGGUGAAUAUUGUAGUUUCUUGUUCAAUAGCAAGGUGAACGAAGGUUCAUCAGUGUAUGCAAGUGCUAUAGCCAACAGGGUGAUUGAUGUUAUGGACACACAAUAUGCAGCUGGUCUUCCACAUAUAAGUAGGCUGUAGUCAAAAUCAGGCACUAAAUUGUCUGUAUCAAUUGGUACUGACAGGAAUGAGACAUUUUAGAAAAAUAAUGAUGAUAAUAGUUGUAGUAAGAAUUUCAUAGGGAACAUCCAAGAGAUGCUAAAAUUUAUAAGUUCAAUAGUUCCUAUCUGUGUGUGUUUUUUUUUA